UUUCCGGGGGACGGAUGUGCUGCGUCAGGUUCCGGUUGGCUUGAAUGGAUGGAGUGUUAUUCUAACAGCUUUAACUCGGUGAUGGCGAAAAGACUCGGAGGUCCACAGUGAGACAGGCUGCAGGCUGUCCGCCGGGUUGAGCUGAAGGUGUGUGUGAGUGUGUGUGUGUGUGUGUGUGGAGCGGGGCUAGCAGUUAGCCUGAAGCUAACAGCAGAGCCACACUGUGCGGUCUGCUGCUGUCUGUCCUCUGUCCUCCUCCGUCCUCGCUCCAGACAUGCUGGACUCUGUCUCCGACCUCCCGCUGGACAGACACAUCUUCUACGCCGUCCUGGGCUUCUCCUGGGCGGUGUACCUGUGGGAGGCGUACCUCUCCUACCGCCAGAGGAGGAUCUACAGGACAACCAGACAUGUCCCUCACGAGCUCAGCAAGAUCAUGGACUCGGAAACGUUCGAGAAGUCCCGUCUCUACCAGCUGGACAAGAGCAACUUCAGCUUCUGGUCUGGGCUGUACUCAGAGACUGAGGGGACGCUGAUCCUGCUGCUGGGCGGGAUCCCCUUCCUGUGGGACGUCGCCGGUUCUCUGACGGCCCGGCUGGGACUGGGUCUGGAGUACGAGAUCAGCCAGUCGCUGGUGUUCCUGACGCUCGCCACGCUGUUCAGCGCCGUGACGGGUCUGCCCUGGAGUUUGUACAGCACCUUCGUGAUCGAGGAGAAGCACGGCUUCAACCAGCAGACGCUGGGCUUCUUCCUGAAAGACGCGGUGAAGAAGUUCGUGGUGACGCAGUGCAUCCUGCUGCCCGUCACCUCGCUGCUGCUCUACAUCAUCAAUGGCGGAGACUACUUCUUCAUCUACGCCUGGCUCUUCACGCUGGCCGUCUCUCUGGUUCUGGUGACCAUCUAUGCGGAUUACAUCGCUCCGCUGUUUGACAAGUUCACCCCUCUGCCCGAAGGCGAGCUGAAGACGCAGAUCGAGGCCAUGGCCAAGAGCAUCAGCUUCCCCCUCACCAAGGUCUACGUGGUGGAAGGUUCCAAGCGUUCCUCACACAGUAACGCCUACUUCUACGGCUUCUUCAAGAACAAACGCAUCGUGCUGUUUGACACUCUGCUGGAGGAUUACUCUCCUCUCAACAAGUCUGGAGAUCCGCCGGCCGAGCCGGCCGACGCCGAGGAGACGUCCAGCGAGUCCAGGGUCAAGGCCAAGAACAAGAAGCAAGGCUGCAACAACCCGGAGAUCCUGGCUGUGCUGGGCCAUGAGCUGGGCCACUGGAAGCUGGGUCACACCGUCAAGAACAUCAUCAUCAGCCAGAUGAACUCCUUCCUGUGCUUCUCGCUGUUCGCCGUGCUGAUCGGACGCUCCGAGCUCUUCCUGGCGUUCGGCUUCAGCAGCCAGCCCACCCUGAUCGGCCUGAUGAUCAUCUUCCAGUUCAUCUUCUCCCCGUACAACGAGCUCCUGUCCUUCUGUCUGACCGUCCUGAGCCGCAGGUUCGAGUUCCAGGCGGACGCGUUUGCUCGUGGGUUGGGCAAAGCGUCGGAGCUGCACUCGGCCCUCAUCAAGCUCAACAAGGACAACCUGGGCUUCCCCGUGGCCGACUGGCUCUUCUCCAUGUGGCACUACUCCCACCCCCCCCUGCUGGAGCGCCUGGUCGCCCUGGGCCACGUCAAGCAGGACUGACGGCGCCGGAAGGAGGAGCGGCGAGGGGGGGGGGCGUCCUCCUGAGGGCCUCCGGAGGCCGCUGCUCCACCUCUGAGGGCGGAGCGGCGAGGUGCGCCUCCUCCCUCCUUCUCCUCCUCCUCCUCCUCCUGAAGCCUCCUGCUCGGUCCUCCUCCCUCCUCUUCUCUCCUCUUCCUCCAUUCUCAUCUUGCCGUACUGGACUUUCCCCCGUACAGUUUUUAAUUUAAACAAACCAGAACAUAUCAGCCUGAGCAGUGGAACCCGGACGCCUGCCGGACGCCUGCCGGACGCCUGCCGGACGCCUGCCGGACGCCCCUGCCAGAUGGGACGCCCCUGCCAGAUGGGACGCCCCUGCCGGACGCCCCUGCCAGACGGGACGCCCCUGCCGGACGCCCCUGCCAGACGGGACGCCCCUGCCAGACGGGACGCCCCUGCCGGACGCCCCUGCCGGACGCCCCUGCCGGACGCCCCUGCCGGACGGGACGCGCCUGCCGGACUGUGUGUGUUUAGAAGAGAUCGGUCCUCAGAAUGUUCGCGUCAACCUCUACGUUUUUACUUUUCCCAGAUUUGAUUCUUUUCUUUAUGACUGAUGUGAACAAAUGGCAAAACUAGACUUUUCAGACAUCUUGGAAGUGUUUUAAUCAAUGUUUUCUACACCAUGAAAUGACUUUUAUUGGUUUGAUUGUGGAGCCGGUGGGUUGAGUUCUGGGGACUUGCUGUGGGUUCGUGCAGACACAGGCGGGAUUUGCUGCAUGGUUGUUUGUUGCUCAGUGUCCAGCUGUGAUUAGAGGAGCUCUGGGUGUUUAGUCACAGUGACGACGUGCGAGUGCCUCCAACCCUCUUUUUGUUCUGAGUGGACACUUGGUGACCAGAGCAGUGCAGAGUUUCAUUUGAGAUUAGCGUAGAUCUUUAUUUUCCGAAGUGCGUUUGGAGAACCUUCUUUCCACUUUUCUAAAGCACUAGCUUUCCACCUCGGGUCCAGACACGCCUGUACAUAUGGAACUUUGGCGAUUCAAGACUUAUGAAGUCAGUUGUUAAAAUAUUGAAUGUGGUUUAAAAUGUUGGGUUGACUCAGUGUUUUAGUUUCUUCUCUUCAUUUGGGGCGGUUGUGGCCUGACAGGCGGAGGAAGUCUGGUUUGUUUGUUUUGCAACGAUUAAAAUCCUUUAAAGCA
This is a messenger RNA of Salarias fasciatus (jewelled blenny), 2844 nucleotides long. RefSeq names its product CAAX prenyl protease 1 homolog. Gene Ontology annotation, biological process: CAAX-box protein processing. Gene Ontology annotation, molecular function: metalloendopeptidase activity. Lineage: Eukaryota; Metazoa; Chordata; Actinopteri; Blenniiformes; Blenniidae. The record is from RefSeq and is a predicted model, not a curated record.